CUUCCCAAGCAAACUAGUUGCUGAAACAACAAUAUCUGUCACACUAUCCAUAGAUUCCUCUACCUCUCCAAGACGGAUAAGCUGCAAACAAACUAUGGAUUUCAACUAGAGUUACUACUUUUCACCUAUAUUCACUCUCUCUCGGACUCAAUAAAAGCCAUAUCUUCCCUCCUACACUCAUCAAGCCCCUCAAGCACCACUCUUCAUUUGUAAAUCUCCCAACCUAAACACACCCAUCCACGUACGGAGCAAGUACUACAAGGAUGACCAAGCAAGCUCUCUCCCUCCUCUCAAUUCUACUUAUUUUUCUCUUCCAUAGCAUAACAACUUUAGCCCAGCCUGCUGCGGUUCCAUCCCCACCCGUUGUUGCUCCAGCUCAACCAACCACUCCCCCAACUGCACCCGCUAAACCACCAGCCCCAGCCGCCACGCCCCCGACCCAGCCAGCAAAUGCCCCAGUCCAGUCUGCCCAAGUCCCCAUACAAAAAGGUCCUACCGACAUCAUCAAAAUCCUAACAAAGGCCCAUGGCUACUCGGUAUUUAUCCGCCUCUUAAAGAGCACUGGAGUGGCAGGACAACUAUUCGGGCAGCUCAACAAUUCAAACAUUGGGUUUACCAUCUUUGCUCCAGUAGAUAGUGCAUUUUCAAACCUCAAAGCAGGCACUAUAAACUCGCUGUCUGACCUACAAAAGACAGAAUUAAUACAAUUUCACAUCUUGAACACCGUGGUUGCUUUGUCAAACUUUCAGACCUUGAGCAAUCCAGUGCCGACAGAGGCUGGAGAUACUAGCGAUGGUGAAUUCCCGCUAAACGUGACCACUGCCGGCAAUCAAGUAAACAUCUCGACCGGCCUUGUGAAUACCACAUUGGGUGGUACGAUAUAUUUGGAUAACCAGCUCGCUAUAUAUCAAGUGGACAAAGUACUUCUUCCUCUAGACAUUUUUUCUCCUAAGCCAAAAGUAGCAGCAGCCCCAACACUCUCCAAGCCAGAUGCUACGACAACUGCUACCAACAGUCCCUCCGGUGAUGUUGCUGUUGCUGCCAAAGUGGACGCGUCUGGAGCAAUGCGCCUCGGUAUAAAUGGAAUGUUGUUAUCCAUUGGAGUUGCUGUGGCCACAUUCUUUGCGAGGAAAGGACCUUGAUGGCGUUGGAGUAUUAGAUUGAUUUUCUUUUGGGGGGGUCCAUUUUCUCUUCUUGCAUGAUUAUGCUAAGCUGG
Juglans regia (Persian walnut) is the source of this 1216-nucleotide messenger RNA. RefSeq names its product fasciclin-like arabinogalactan protein 12. The record is from RefSeq and is a predicted model, not a curated record. Lineage: Eukaryota; Viridiplantae; Streptophyta; Magnoliopsida; Fagales; Juglandaceae. The coding region runs from base 264 to 1142 and encodes 292 amino acids. The transcript has a single exon.